Molecule: messenger RNA, 2433 nt
Organism: Danio rerio (zebrafish)
Lineage: Eukaryota; Metazoa; Chordata; Actinopteri; Cypriniformes; Danionidae
Source: RefSeq, a predicted model, not a curated record
CAAAAUACAACCUGAGCUGAUGAAACAGUUCGAGCUGAAUGAGCGGUUUCUUUACAUUAAAUCGAGUAUUGUCAUUUUAUUUGAUUUUUAUUUGGUUUUAAUUUUAAAACUAAAGUGAACUUAAACCAUACUAAAAUAGCUCCCCACAUAAAAGAUGAAAAAGCGAGCUGAGAAGCCCUCAAAAGUGGACAAGGUGGAUUCUGCAAUUGAAGAGGAACCUAAACCAAAAACUGCAGAUGACUACCAGUGUUCAGGACAUCUACAGCUGGAAUUCCCCGAACUCUGUAAGCUCAUGGGAGUGAAAGAGAUUCCUUCCGUCAAGGUGAAGCGGCCAAGGAUUCUGGAAAGCAGAAUGACAAAAUGGUCCCCUGGGCGCUGCCUUCAGAUAGAGCUGGAGAACGAAGAGCACAACAACGUAAAGGAAGUCAAGAUAUCUGGAUGGACGGUGGAUGAACUGAUGCUUCAGGUGCUGAGCAAGAUAUUGCCGUCUCUCAGUAAUUUACUGUGCUUGCGCAUGUGGCGUAUAGGUCUAACAGAUGGCACUUUCACAUCCAUGAAAAACACUGUGUCUCUGUGCUCAAAUCUCAGGAAAGUGGUUUUGGAAGGCAACCCACUCCCUGAGCAGAGUUAUCAUUUACUCUUAGGGGAGGACAGCAUGCUGACGGAGUUAUCACUACGAAACAAUCGUAUAGGAGAGGAAGGAGCUCGUCUGAUUGGCUCAGCUCUCUCCAAUCCACACUCUGCCAACAAAAACCUCCGGUCACUUAACCUGGCCUAUAAUAGGAUCGGUGAUGCAGGUGCCCUUCAUAUCGCUCAGGGUCUGCGUUUAAAUCGGUCCCUGCUAUCUUUGUCAUUAUCCUACAAUCACAUAGGAGAUAAUGGAGCGGCUCGUUUGGCUGAGGUUCUUGGCCCAUUUGCUCUGACUCAUGAAGAGAUCGUUGAGAGGAGGAAGCUUUUAAUUAAAGGCGACCAAUCAAACAUGGUCCAGUCGUCUCUGGUUAGUCUUGCAGACUCACAUGAGCCGGCCCUUUCUGUCCCUAGCAACUCUUCACUGGAUCAAAUCAGCAAGAGUGCAAAACACACCACCAAAAAAAGGGACAAUCCCAAGAAGGAGGAGAAACCAGCACAAAGUCCGGCAGCAAAAAAAGAGGAGGCAAAGGUGGCCAAGAAAGAUAAUAAAGCUCCUCGUAGUCAGGCUGGAAAAGGCAAAGACAAGAAUCUGCUAGUUUCUGAGCAAGAGGGAACAUCUCCAAGUCAGGCUGUGGAGGUGACAGUUGACACCGUGAUUCCUCUGUUGGAUCCUGGAAUUGUGCACACUGGUGGAAAAGUAAUUCAUCCUGGAAACACAUGCCUUACAUCUUUAAAUCUUUCAGGAAAUGAAUUGAGCGAGCAAUCGCUCAAGGUGUUUCUCUCAUCUCUAGAGAGCCAGUGUGAAGGUGGACUCCUGCGCCUUUCUCUGAGUAAUCGUUUUCCUUCAGAUUGUGACACCUUCCUGAAGAUACAAGAAAUGAUGUCUCAAAAGCACCCUCUAAGCAAAAACAGCACUAGUCAGAUGGAGGACGAAUAUGGUGAAGCCAAGACCAGCAGUCCAGCCUAACACUGUAAAUGAUAAGAAAAGACAAAUGAACAUGAGCAUUUACUGUUUCAAUUCAAUCAUGUUACCAUUAUAAGUCAAUCUUUUGGUAAAUCAUCCUUUAUUAUUAAUAUUAUUGUUGUUAUUAUUAAUAUCUUUGCUAUAUUGUACUUUUUAUAGACGGACAUCCACAGAGCAUUAAGCUCUUGCCAAAUGAUAAAAUAGUUUUGUUUUACUUGUCACCAUGUGCUUUUUCAUUGUUUUGAUUGUCUAGUAUUCUAAAACAUGGGAAAAAAAGGCAUUUGUUGUCCAUUUAAAAAACAUUUUACUUUUUCCUUUAAAUAGUUAUACAACUAAAGUAAAUUAAUGUGUGCUUUUAAAGCAAAAUAUUACUGAAAAACUCAAUAUUGUGUAUGUUCUGUUUGUAUUUCAGCACAUGGAUUUGUGACACUAAAGCAAAUAAAGUGUACAAAGCAUGUAUAUGUUUACGCCCCAUACACACGGGGCUUCAGUGUCAACGCUUCCCAUUCACUUUGAAUGGGUGACGUCAGGUGUUGCAGAACUGCAUUGUAGAUCCGUCGGCACCGCUUCAGAGGCGUUGAUCGCUGCAGAAGUUAGGACUAGUUCAACUUUUCAAGCUUUGAUGAAAGUGUCAGCCAAUCAGAUCGCUGUAUGCAAAUACACCAGCUAGACAGUGGCCUAUUGCUGACUGAAUUUCAUUGGCUGAUCGCGGCAGCCCCAACUUCAGACACGCCUUAAGUCAAGCAUUGACACUGAAGCCCCAUGUAAAUGGGCCAUUAAUGAACGAGCUCUGCGUAUGAGUAAAAAAUGAGAGAAUAUACUUAAAAGGCUAUUUCCCC